This is a messenger RNA of Limanda limanda (common dab), 501 nucleotides long. RefSeq names its product proline-rich protein 15-like protein. Bases 1 to 375 code for a protein of 124 amino acids. The record is from RefSeq and is a predicted model, not a curated record. The transcript has a single exon. NCBI's taxonomy places the organism in Eukaryota, Metazoa, Chordata, Actinopteri, Pleuronectiformes, Pleuronectidae.
AUGACGGAGAGAACCCCAUGGUGGAAGGCAUUCCUGACAAAGAAAAAGCCAAGUGGCCCCAAGGAUGCAAGUGCGCCACACGUCUUCGACCCAGACUUUGACCCCUUUGCACAAAAAGAUGGCUCCACAGGGGCCUCCAAGACCACCGGCGACCUGUCCCAGCAGGACUCAGGCAAGAACUCCAGCAUGCUCAGUGACGACACCUACGACGACUCCCGCCUGGAAUCCGUCUUCAACGAGCAGACGUGUCGCAGGAACAUGAAGGUGUCCCGCUCGGGUCGGUUCAAGGAGAAGAGGAGGGUGCGCUCCAGCCUUCCCAUACAGGAGAAAGAGACACAAGAGCAUGCGGCGUCAGGGAGAGAGGAAAAACGGUGACGGGGAGGAAAAUGAUAGAGAGAGAGAGAGAGACUCCUUUGCAAAGAUGCUUGAGGAGAAGGAGAAGGAUCUGAGAACGUGAAGAUGCUUGAGGCAUUCCAAGAUGUCUGCUAUGUGUUGGUGAUG